Molecule: messenger RNA, 4287 nt
Organism: Artibeus jamaicensis (Jamaican fruit-eating bat)
Lineage: Eukaryota; Metazoa; Chordata; Mammalia; Chiroptera; Phyllostomidae
Gene: CLMP
Product: CXADR like membrane protein
Exons: 8
Coding region: 16-1599 (527 amino acids)
Cellular component (GO): membrane; cytoplasmic microtubule; cell surface
Source: RefSeq, a predicted model, not a curated record
GUGAGAGAGAAAAAGAUGCAAGAGAGACGUGGAGAGGUCAACGUGAGAGCAGAGACAGGGCACACGGACAAGGCCUCAUCCCCUCGGCUCCUAGCUGGGGUGCCCCUGAUUUUGCCCUACACAGACUCAACCCUACACCAUGCGCCCUGCAGUCAGCGUGACUCCGCUCGCCCAGGUCCCCUCCGGCCCCGAGGGAAAAGUGCUCCACGAGCGGUAGAGUCUUUCCGCCUCGCUUUUCCCUCCCCAUCCCCGGUCCCCGCUCCCGUCUGGGCGCCAGCUGGUGGGGCGCGCGCAGAAAGCCCGUCUGCGAGCGGGAGCGCGUGGCGCGGGGCCGCUCCCGCGGCGGCACAUGGCCGCAGUCAUCCCGCAAGCCUCCGGAGGCGCCGCGCCCAGCUCGCCCGUGGUCCGUCGGCUGCGCCCCGCCGCCCCGGCGCCAAGCAGAGGCUGAACGCGGAGGUACCCGGGCCGGGCGUCGGGAUGACCCUUCUCCUGCUCCUCUGGCUAGUGUCCUACUAUGUCGGGAGCUCGGGGACUCACACUGAGAUCAGGAGAGUGGCAGAGGAGAAGGUCACUUUGCCCUGUCAUCAUCAGUUGGGGCUUCCAGAAAAAGACACCCUGGACAUCGAGUGGCUGCUCACUGAUAAUGAAGGGAACCAAAAGGUGGUAAUCACGUACUCCAGCCAGCAUGUCUACAAUAACUUGACUGAGGAACAGAAGGGACGAGUGGCCUUUGCUUCCAAUUUCCUGGCAGGAGACGCUUCCUUGCAGAUUCAGCCUCUGAAGCCCAGUGACGAGGGCCGGUACACCUGCAAGGUGAAGAAUUCAGGGCGCUAUGUGUGGAGCCAUGUCAACUUAAAAGUCUUAGUGAGACCGUCAAAGCCCAAGUGUGAGCUGGAGGGAGAACUGACAGAAGGCGGCGACCUGACUUUGCAGUGUGAGUCAUCCUCGGGCACCAAGCCCAUCGUCUACAACUGGCAGCGAAUCCCCGAGAAGGAGGGAGAGGAUGAGUACCUGCCUCCCAAAUCUAGGAUUGACAGCAGCAACCCAGGGCGCGUGCUGCUGCAGAACCUCACCAUGGCCUCCUCCGGACUCUACCAGUGCACAGCAGGCAACGAGGCUGGGAAGGAGAGCUGUGUGGUGCGAGUCACUGUGCAGUAUGCACAAAGCAUAGGCAUGAUUGCAGGAGCCGUGACGGGCAUGGUGGCCGGUGCGCUGCUGAUUUUCCUCUUGGUGUGGCUGCUGAUCCGAAAGAAAGACAAAGAGCGGUAUGAGGAGGAAGAGAGACCUAAUGAGAUCCGAGAAGACGCUGAGGCGCCCAAAGCCCGCCUGGUGAAACCCAGCUCCUCGUCCUCAGGCUCCCGGAGCUCGCGCUCCGGCUCUGCCUCCACCCGCUCCACUGCCAACAGCGCCUCCCGCAGCCAGCGGACACUGUCCACAGAGGCGGCGCCACGGCCGCCGCCGGUGCCCCGCGCGAACGGCCGAGCGGGGCCAGGGGCCAGAGGUGCGGCGCCAGAGGACCUGCGCCCCGCAGCCCCGACCGAGGCAGAAGCCACACCCAGCCCGGGCCCCAGCCAGAGCCGGCCCUUCCAAACUGUCUGAAUUACGGUGCACUUGGACUCCCAGGCUGUCCUUGGGGUCAGCAUCUUAGGAGUUUUCUAGCCAUCACAGCCCAGCCACCAGCCACACCACCCCCAAUCAUAUGAGAGGUCACCUAGUAGCAGGGAGCCUUGCACCAGGCCGAUUCAAAUGAACACUCUCCUUAGAGCACACUGAACCAGGUGUGAGCCCACGCCUCCAAAACGGCAUCUCCUUCUGCCUUCAGCCAAGAGUGGGGGAAGCAGGGGUUUGAACCUGUCUAUCUGUGGGCAGGGCCUGGAGUGAGAAAGUCGGAGGAAAGAGGAAGUGAACCCACAAAGAACCUCUCACCUGAGAUGUUUCCUACCAACACUUCAAUUCGUGAUUGUCAAGAAGCAACGAGGUAUUGUUCAUAGAUCUCCUAUGCCUUUCUGCAAGCGGGUUAUUGAUCAUCCAGAGUCGAGCGGAACCCACAGCCUUACGUUAACACCUCUCAGCACUGUGUCCUGAGAAAAAAGGAACUGUGUCUUCUGUUUCAUCCUGACUUCAUUUACCACUAGGUUAAAAUACAGAUUUCAAGGGGAAAUGAAAUGAUAGGACACAAAAGACGAUAGUUGAGUUCCUCCCACUCCAUCCACCACUAAUUUCCCCCUACUUAUACUGAACUACAAAAGAACCACAAAGAGUCCAAAAUGUGUGACAGGACUGUGAAAAACGUCUCAUCCUAAUGAUGUUCAGAGGGUCACUGACAAAUGUCAGCAAUGUACCCUGGAACAGCUGUGGGUUCCCCUCAAAUGAGACAUUUCUGAGGACUCCCCUGCUGGGUAUCUCUGGAGGAACAAAACAUUUACUAUAUGCCAUUUAACAAUGUCCCUAUAAAGAAGUCUUUCCGUGUAACAUCUUUUAAAGAUGCUUUUAAACAUCUUUUAAAGACCCAACAUACCAUUAUAGUUUUUCUGAGAACAUAUAAAACCAGAAUUUCAAGACUUCUAGACUAGAUAGGGAGAUUAAACUAAUUUUCUUAAUGUGUCACAGUAUGGUAUAAGGAAAUUUAGAACUGCACCAAACUUGCGACUUUCUUUCGUUUUAGAAAAAGGAUGUGAACCCGGGACUCCUGAUGAUUCUAGGCCUUCCACUAUCAGGAAGAUCAGGGAUUGCCAACAUUUCCUAACUGCCCCCCAUGUCAAAAUCACUCCUGCCUCAGAAGUUGAGACAGACGGAAAUUCCACAUUUUACCAGCUUAGCCUCUAAGGAAGUGCAGCUCUGGGGUAGAAGGAGAUGGAAUUAACACUUCGAGAAGAGACAGCAUAAUCAGUGAAUGGCAGAACAGGUUUGUGCAAGUGUCCAUUAACAUUUUAAUUGUCAGUAUCUUGGAAAGCAUUAGCAGAAAUGAUUCAUCAGGGUAGCUCUCAGAAAAGCUGCUUCAUGGGAAAAAGAAAGAUGUCUAGAAAAUGUAAAAAACAACAAAAACUAACAGCACCCACCAAUACAAUAACUUGCCCUUUUAAUAGUUUUGACUACUCUGCCACUCAAACUCAUCCUAAUGACAAGAAUUCAAAACCUGAAAUAGCCCUUCAAGGAGCCAGUCGUUGGUAGAGCAAGAGAUUUAUUAUUAAAAGGGCAGCAAGCUCUAGAAAAGAAGAGGCAGUGCUUCUCAAAUGGGAAUCAGAUGCUGGCAGGGCAGAGGCCGGUCUGGGGUUGUGCUCCAUUUCUCUGGUUUUCCAUUUCUCCAUUUAAUUCUCACCACAGUGUCCUCAUACGAAGCAAAUGCAUUUCCUUCUAAAGCCCUGUAAGAAACAGGGGUUUAUCCUUGGGAGAAAGUUUUCAUCUGCGUUUUGUCUUACUCUAAAAAAAGUUGGCAAGUAGUGUAAAAAAUGUCUGGUGUUAGUUUAAGAGGGAUAGCAUAUUUGGAAUGUUUCUCAUACUAAUGCUGCCUCAUUGUAAGAAAUAAAAUCCCUUUACUUUUUCUUCUUCUGGUGGUGGUAUCCAGCAACGUAUCACUACUUCUGCUACAUAAUACUAAGAAUUCUCAUUGCCAGAGUACCUGAGCCACACAGGUCACUAUGGAGGCUGCAGCUCUACCACCACUACCUAUUUUACUGUGAGCAUUACUUUCUACCUUUGAACCUAAGGUUUCCCCGCUCAUGCCUUUGAAAGCAGGGAUCAGCCCACUUUGCAUAAAAACAGUAUUUAGGUAGUUUGAACAUGUGGUUGUCAGAAGACUAAAAUAACAAAUAAAUUAAUAGCCAAAGUAUUUAUUUUGGAAAUCUAUUCCAAUACAAAUCAACAAAGAAGUCACAAAACUGAUAACUACCUACCAUCUGAGAAAUUCUAGGGCCUGAAGAUCCCGAGAGAUAAGAUGCUGGAGUCUUAGCAAUGACAGUGCACUUCUCCUUGAGUCAGUUUUGGGUUCAGACAUGACAGGAUUUGGGCUUGAGAUAAAGUCUGAGCUGCUGCUGGUUUCAAACCACAUUCCAUUAACUCUGCAAGUCAAAUAAAGUUGAUUAUGAAACAAAUAAACAAAGGAUAAAAUAACCAAAUGACAGAAGAAAAAAAUGUUUGUAGGAGGAAGAUAUAAACAAAAUGAUGUGAAUGUUUCGAGAGUAACGAUUUCAAUAAAAUAUAUAAAUAAAAUUUAAAAUUGUAAUUUAACGAAGUCGAUGCCUUUGUUGUUGCACUGUAUAAAACCAAGUUUAGAACUGCUGUUGCAGA